Malus domestica (apple) is the source of this 1506-nucleotide messenger RNA. Its product is annotated as probable pectinesterase 15. The record is from RefSeq and is a predicted model, not a curated record. Gene Ontology annotation, molecular function: pectinesterase activity. NCBI's taxonomy places the organism in Eukaryota, Viridiplantae, Streptophyta, Magnoliopsida, Rosales, Rosaceae. Gene Ontology annotation, biological process: cell wall modification; pectin catabolic process.
ACAACCAUUUUUACAUAAAUAAUGAACAAAUAACAUAAAUAAAAUCUCAACUAAUUACUCCCAAAACCUAACCCAUGACAACCAAAACAACCCUUUUCUUCUGGCUCUCAGCCUUUGCCAUUGCACUCCUUUCCACUUUUAAAUGCCUCCCCCUCACCCCCUUUCUUUCCCCAACUUCCAUUAUUUCCGAAAGUGCUCGAAACAGCUUCAAGCUUGCCAUAUUUGAUCAGGUUUUCGAGCAAACCGGUGAGAGCUUACUGUCCACCCUAACAAGCAUUGUGGCUAGACACCACCACCACCGUCAGCGUAGGCAUACAUGUGACCAGACCAAACGGAAAAACUCUAGAUUCAUGUCCGAAUACAAUGUAUCCCUUGUUUUGACAGUAGGCUUCAAAGGUUGCUCAAAUUUUAGUAGUGUCCAAAAUGCGGUUGAUGCUGUUCCGGAGCUUAGUAUUAAUAGAACCCUCAUCAUAAUCAACUCCGGCAUUUACAGGGAAAAGGUGACAGUGAGUGCUAACAAGACCAACUUGAUAAUUCAAGGACAAGGUUAUCUAAACACUAUCAUAGCAUGGAAUGACACUGCAAAUUCUACUGGAGGGACUGCUUUUAGCUCUUCAGUUGCCAUCUUUGCUCCUUGUUUCACUGCCUACAACAUUAGCUUUCAGAACACAGCUCCGCCGCCAGCUCCGGGAAGAAUUGGAGCACAGGCAGUGGCCCUGAGAAUUGCAGGAGACCAAGCUGCAUUUUAUGGGUGUGGCUUUUAUGGUGCACAAGACACGCUUAAUGAUGAUCGUGGGAGACAUUAUUUUAGAGAAUGUUUCAUUCAGGGCUCCAUUGAUUUCAUUUUUGGAAAGGCUAGAUCACUAUAUGAGGGGUGCAUCCUUAACUCCAUAGCAAAUGCAGUCAAAUCGGGGAUAAGCGGAGCCAUCACGGCUCAAGGAAGGCAGUCGAUGCAGGAGCAAAGCGGGUUUUCCUUUGUGAAUUGUAGCGUUGGAGGAAGUGGGACAGUGUGGCUUGGUCGAGCAUGGGGAGCUUAUGCGACUGUUGUGUUUUCGAAAACAUACAUGUCUGAUGUUGUUGCUUCAGAUGGAUGGAAUGACUGGAAAGACCCCUCCAGAGACCCGACGGUAUUAUUUGGGGAGUACGAUUGCAUGGGGUCCGGUGCGAAUUAUACAUAUAGGGUUUCGUAUGGAAGGCAACUGAAUGAAUCUGAAGCAGCUCCUUUCUUGGACAUUUCGUACAUUGAUGGAAAUGAUUGGCUUUUACAUCCUCCACUCUUCAACCUUCAUGAUGAUCACAAUCUCAACGAUCAAUGGACUCGUACAUUCAAGUAUUUUCGUAGCGUUUUUAUUUAUCAAACAUUCUGAUACGCUGUGUCGUCCCGUCAACCUUAAGAAACAUAUAAUGCUUGUAUGUGUUUUUUUAACUAGCAGUCUUGUAUUAUAACAUACCAUACUAAUCCAGUGAAUAAGAAGUGAAGUGACUUUUUAAAAUUGUAUUCUCUAA